AUGGGCGAGAGAAAAGUCACUACAACGCAGCCUGGUAUUUCCCCCUCCAACAACACGAGUUUUCACCGUGGCACAGUUGAAUCUCGUGCCAUGGCAGCCAAAACAGCAGACGAGCUGUCCAAGCUCGCUCUCAACGGCAGCGCUGCCCCCGCGGCCAACUCUCCGGCCCACGGCACCAACGGCGUAAACGGCCAUCUCUCAGACCAGGACGACUCCGACGACGACGAUGCGACUGCACCUGGCACCGGAAACACAGCAACCGGUGCGGCAAAAAAGAAGAAGAAGAAGAAGCCAAAGAAGAAGAAGACCACUCCCAAAGUACAGUCCGACCCUCCGCGCGUCCUCUUGAGCCAACUCUUCCCCAACGGCUACCCGGUUGGCGAAGAGGUCGAAUACAAGAACGACAAUGCUUACCGUACGACGAACGAGGAGAAGCGCCAUCUGGAUCGUAUCAACAACGACUUCUUGCAGGAGUACCGACAGGGCGCUGAGGUCCACCGCCAGGUGCGCAAAUGGGCGCAGGCCAACAUCAAGCCGGGUAUGACCUUGACGGAAAUUGCGGAGGGCAUUGAGGACGGCACCCGUGCGCUCACAGGGCACUGGGGUCUCGAAGAAGGCGAUAAUAUCAAAGGUGGUGUUGGCUUUCCCACCGGAUUGAGCAUCAAUCAUAUUGCAGCGCAUUACACACCGAACGCAGGAAACAAGUGGGUGCUCGGCGAGCAAGAUGUCAUGAAGGUGGAUUUCGGUGUGCACGUAAACGGACGGAUCGUGGACUCGGCAUUCACCAUGACUUUUGAUCCCAAGUACGACAAUCUCCUAGCGGCGGUCAAGGAUGCGACGAACACCGGCAUUCGUGAGGCCGGAAUCGACGUGCGCGUUUGUGAUAUCGGCGCCGCCAUCCAAGAAGCUAUGGAAUCCUACGAAGUCGAGCUUGACGGGAAAACCUACCCUGUCAAGGCCAUCCGAAACCUGAACGGCCACGACAUCGUGCAGCACAGUAUUCACGGUGGGAAGAGUGUGCCCAUCGUGAAAGGUGGUGAUCAAACCAAGAUGGAAGAAGGGGAGAUUUUUGCAAUCGAAACAUUCGGCAGUACUGGGCGUGGCUAUGUUGUGGAUGACCUGGAAGUUUCACACUAUGCUCUGCGAUCCGAUGCUCCGAACACUGCCCUGCGCGUGCAAAGCGCGAGAUCGCUAUUGAAUGUCAUCAAGAAGAAUUUUGGAACGCUCCCUUGGUGUCGUCGGUAUCUUGAUCGGCUUGGACAGGAGAAAUAUCUACUCGGAUUGAACAACUUGGUUCAGUCAGGCAUCGUUGAGGCUUACCCGCCUCUAGUGGACGUGAAGGGCAGCUACACCGCGCAGUUUGAGCAUACAAUCUUGCUCAGGCCAAAUGUCAAGGAAGUUGUCAGUCGUGGUGAUGAUUACUAG
Exophiala spinifera is the source of this 1425-nucleotide messenger RNA. RefSeq names its product methionine aminopeptidase 2-1. Lineage: Eukaryota; Fungi; Ascomycota; Eurotiomycetes; Chaetothyriales; Herpotrichiellaceae. Gene Ontology annotation, molecular function: metalloaminopeptidase activity. The record is from RefSeq and is a predicted model, not a curated record. Gene Ontology annotation, biological process: proteolysis. The transcript has a single exon. Bases 1 to 1425 code for a protein of 474 amino acids.